Molecule: messenger RNA, 2183 nt
Organism: Penaeus chinensis
Lineage: Eukaryota; Metazoa; Arthropoda; Malacostraca; Decapoda; Penaeidae
Exons: 5
Coding region: 15-740 (241 amino acids)
Source: RefSeq, a predicted model, not a curated record
GACGCAAGACGAAGAUGAAGUUCCUGCUCCAAACGGCAGCGCUUUCCUCCUGCUUCGUCCUGUGGCUGGUCUUGGCGCAGAAGUUCGUCCGUGAAGGCAUUACCGAUCCCUGUCUGAAGAGUUCUAUUGAAAUCGUGGUUGUGGGUGUGACCUUGUGCUCCAUACAUUGCAGCGUAAGGGGUUGUCUGGCGUUUCAGUUUCAAGAUGGCGUGUGCAUAAUCUACCAUGUGGGAUUCCUUGAGUCUAACACUGGGGUGAAGAAUUUAUAUAUUGUUUUUACUGGUCUUGCCAAUAUUGCGUCAGAAAAAAUAGUCACAGCCUCACCACAAUACAGUACUAAGGUGGGAGAGCUAGCCAGCGACUGCAACCUCAACACGAUCUACCACUCCGAGAUCAGAGAACCUUACGCCUGGUGGAAUGUUGACCUGGCUAAUCCUGCUUUUAUCCAUCUCAUCCGAGUUUAUCCCGACUACAAUAAAGAACUCUACAUGACUAGGUUUCACGACGUCGAGGUGAGCAUCGGGUCUGUGGCUGCUGUUGGGGGCGAUGCCUCGUCCUAUACUGUGAUUGGGACUUAUAUCGGACCCUUUCCUAACAGCAGUUGUUGCAGCGUAGAAUUCACCCUCGACCCUCCUGUUUUGGCUCGUUACGUCCACGUCCGCCGUACAACUGCAUUCGAUUAUCGGCAAGAUUACCUUAUUAUGAAGGAGGUUGAGAUUAUGAGCCCAGAUUUCCAAUGAAAGAAGGAAUUCUGUGAUCAGUAUAUAUGCAUGAAGUGUGAUUAUACACAUGAAUACACUCCCGCACCUUUUCUCUUCAGCAAAGGCCCUAUUUCUCUUAAUUCUGGGAACCACUCGGACUUUGUCUAGAGGAGACACUAUAUUUUAUCGCCAAGUGUGGAUUUUCCAAAAGAUUUCCUAGGUUAUUUAUUUGGAACUCAUACUAUAUAUAUACAUAUAAAUCAAGAUAAACUUCAGCCUUAGGGGAAACUGAGAAAAGGGUAAUACCAAACAAUUAAUGAGGUUAAGACAUUUCAUGAUAUAUUGAACUAUUAAUCAUUACACAUUCACAAUUAGGAAUAUUCAUCUACACAUGUCAACUCUCUCCAAUUCAAUGUAAUCCAACCUGUCAGUUUUGUCACAUUUAUUCAUAUAUUCCUUUUUUUACUUAAAUUUAGUGGACUGCUUUACUCCAGCACCAAAGAUAAAACAAAACCCAUUCUAAAAGAAAUAAUCAAUUAUUAUACUUUAGGAAAGAUAAAACAAUUAAACAAUAAACAAUAUAGAAUUAUCCGAUAUAACUAAAUCAUCUCUUAUAGGAACGAAAUAUUUGUAACAAACAAGCAAGUAGUGUAAAAUAUUUAUGCCCUUAUAGACGAUCUGAGUUGACAGUAAUUUUGACUACAUAGCCAAAGGCUAAUUAAAAUUGAGGUAUACAUAGGUGGUAACAUAUGUAUAAAGUCCUAAUGAGUGAGGUAUGCAAAAGGGUGGUUUAUAGACGAAAUUUUGGGUCAUUCUAACUUCACAUCCCUUGUGCUCAUUAAAACAGACUCACAUCCACACGUGCACAAACAUAUACACUCUCUCAGUGUCAUAUACACACGUGCGCAAACGCACACACACACACGCACGGUUUUAAGGCUGAAAUAAUCUACAUUAUUACUUCCUCAAGGAAUCUCACAUAUAGAAUGACAACACCAGGGCACUUGAUUUCAAAAUUUAUUUCAUGGAAGGGUAAUCUACAAAUCCUGGAUAAAAUAUCAGUGAUUAGAUUGAUACUAUGACUACACUGUGUUCAACAUUACUUCAUUAUUCAUCUUGUUAUUGCUGCAGUAUAAUUUUAAACAAUUUAAAUGAAAUCGAGAUCUAGGAACAUUUAAUGUAACCGACCUGUAUGUACUUAGUACCACUGUCGUUACCACAAGAUGGCGGUAAUAAAACAUAGUGUUGUGAACGUUGUAUAAUUGUAUCUUAGACGCUUCAUGUAUUGUUUGUACCCGUUUUAUUCAUUAUAUUCUGUGAUUAUGCUCAUCAUCUUGAGGGAAAUUUGUAGACUCCCACGAAACAGCAGUUUAUGUCUGUUUCUAGAGCAAAAUAUUACUAAGGCAUUAUUAUUAGGUCUGCUACUAUCACUGCUGUUAUAAAUGUUGUUUAUGUGACAAGAAUGAAUAAAAUACAUCUCAA